AUGAUAGAGCCCUUGAAAGAUAAACUUAUCAUUAUUUUGCUGAUAGCAGCUCUAUUUUCUACUGUAAUUGGAGUUAUAUAAAACCCUAGCCUUGGUUGGCUCGAUGGGGCUUCUAUUUUCUUUUCAGUGGCAAUCAUAGUAAUUGUGACUACUAUCAAUAAUUAUGCAUAAGAGUUGAAAUUUUAAAAAUUAGUAGCGAAGGCUGCUGUUGAUUAUGUUGCUGUCUACAGAGGAGGAUAUGGAGUGACCAAGACUAUCCCAGUAAUAGAACUUGUAGUAGGAGAUAUUUAUUAGAUUAAUCAAGGAAUGAGAAUACCUGCAGACUCAAUUUUGCUUGAAGGUAUUGAUGUUUAAUGCGAUGAAAGUGCAAUGACUGGGGAAAACGAAAGUGUCAUAAAAACUCAUGUUUCACUAUAAAACUUUUAAUCUAAUCCAGAUCCUUUCCUUAUAAGCAAAACGCUAGUUGUAAAUGGACUAGGUAAGGCCUUAGUUUGCGCUGUUGGAAUAAAUUCGAGAUCAGGAAUGGUUGAAGAAAAGUUAAACACUGUAACAUCUGAGACGCCUCUUCAGAAAAAACUUGGAACUUUAGGUAAUCAACUUGGCAAAAUUGGAGUCAUUUGUGCUUUAACAAUAAUUAUUGCUGGAAUUGGGAAUUUCAUUAUUAGAAGAUUUAUUGAUAGCAGUAUUGGCUGGUUUGGAAACGAAGAGCUUACAUCUUCAUCCCUGGAAGAACUUACUUCUAUUGUAAUAUUAGCAAUCACUCUGAUUGUAGUUGUUGUACCUGAGGGACUUCCACUUGCAGUGACAUUAUCUUUUGCAUUUUCAGUAAUGAAAAUGAAAAAAGAAAACAAUUUAGUCAGGAAUCUCCAAUCAUCUGAAAUAAUGGGAGGUGUCAAUGAGAUUUGCACUGAUAAAACUGGAACUUUGACUACAAAUCAGAUGACAAUAAGAGAGUUCUAUGCUUAAGAAUAGGUGUAUAUUGGAAGACCUAGCAACUUUAAUUAAAUGUCUAUAUCAAAACUAAUCAAAGAAGGAAUCAUUUAUAACUCUAAUGCUAGGAUUGAAAAGCAAGAUAAUGGAGAACUAUAGGCUUUUGGCAAUAGAGCUUUCACAGCCAUUAGACACCCUGAAGAUCCAAAUCUUGUGAGAGUUUUCUGCAAAGGAGCUCCUGAGGUUGUUUUAAAACUUAUAUCGAAGUAAAUUGACAAAGAUGGAUCUGUAACAUAGAUAUCCACUUUAAAAAAGGAUGAAAUAAAUGCUAAAAUUGUUAAUGAAACCUUUGCAAAGAGAGCUUUUAGAACAAUCAUGCUUGCUUACAGAGAUUAUUCAUUUCAAGAAUUUGAUAGGAUCAAAGAAUAGAACAAUAACUUUUAAAGUGAGCAAGAUAGAGAGGCAUUAGAAAAUGAACUUACAUUAGUUUCAAUAUUUGCCCUUCAAGAUCCAUUAAGAGAUGAAAUUGUUCAAUCGAUUAAAAUUUGCUAUCAAGCUGGAGUUAAUGUCAGAAUGGUUACAGGUGAUAAUCUUGAAACAGCUAAAGCUAUUGCCUUGGAAGCUGGUAUCCUUAGAUAAGAGGAUUAAGAUGAUGAGUACGCUUGCUUGGAUGGAAAGAUGUUUAGAGAAGCUUGCGGAGGAAUGACUAAAAUUGAAACAGAAAAUGGGUUAAUUAAAGAGGAAAUAGUGAAUGGAGAAAUUUUCAAGAAAAUAGCUAAAAGAUUGAAGGUGUUAGCUAGAUCAACUCCUGAAGAUAAAUACAUGUUAGUAACAGGAUUGAGAGAUUUAGGAUCAGUUGUAGCAGUUACAGGAGAUGGAACUAAUGAUGCUCCUGCUUUGAAAAAAGCAGAUGUUGGCUUUUCAAUGGGAAUAUGUGGAACUGAAGUAGCUAAAGAGGCUUCAGAUAUUAUACUUUUAGAUGAUAAUUUUGCCUCAAUAAUCACAGCUUUAAAGUGGGGAAGAAAUAUAUUCAGUAAUGUGAGAAAAUUCUUGCAAUUAUAGAUUGUGAUUAGUGCAGUAGCUGGCUCUAUUGUGUCAAUAGCGUCAAUUGCAUUACCUUCUCAUUCUCCUCCUAUUAACUCAAUAGAAAUGCUAUGGAUAAAUCUCCUCAUGGAUACACUUGCAGCAUUGUCACUUGCAACUGAAUAGCCUAAUGAUCAUCUUCUUGAUAAAAUGCCAUAUACCCGAGAUGAAAGCAUUAUUUCUCCUUUUAUGUGGAGAAAUAUUUUCUCUCAUUCUAUUUAUCAAUUUGUGAUUCUAUUGGUUAUACUAUUUGCAGGGUAAUCCAUGUUUAUCACAAUUGGCCCAUAUGAUAAUGGAAUGUACCUUUAUGAAGAUGGAGUUCCUACAGUCAAGGCAAGACAUUUCACAUAUCUUUUUCAUACUUUCGUCAUGCUCUAACUAUUUAAUCAGAUUAAUGCAAGGAAGAUUGAACCCCAAGAGAUGAAUGUCUUCAAGGGAAUAUUCUAGAACUACUAUUUCUUAGUUCUAUGGGCGAUCAGCUUUAUCUUCUAGAUACUUUUAGUUUAAUUCGGAGGUUAAGUCUUCAAAACUUGCCCACUCAAUAUCUAGGAACAUUUAAUUUGCAUCGCUAUUGGAACAACUAGCUUAUUAUUUGGUAUGAAUUUUAAUUUAACUUUACUAGGGCUUUUUGUUAAGAAGUUUGUACCAUUACAUUGGUUCACAAGAAUUGUCAUUAAACAAGAAGCACUUUCUGAUGAAGAAGAAAAAUCUUCCAUUACCGCAAUGCUUAGAAAAAGUUACAGAUAAUCAGUAGAAUAUUAGAAGCAAUAAAUUGAUAAUUUCAACAAGAGCUAGAGUAUAAGAGUCCUAGCUAAGAAUUUCAGGAAAAAUUAAUCAAUGUCAAUUCAUGCUGAGAAAUUAGAUCUUAAAUCAAUAUCCAUGAACCUAGGGAAAGACAGAAGAAUAGACUACUCUUAAGCUAAUAAGGAUAUUUCACCCACCUCGAUUAACAGUAGGAAGUUACGAUUAUUACAUUGA
This is a messenger RNA of Stylonychia lemnae, 2991 nucleotides long. The record is from the annotation of a GenBank genome assembly. NCBI's taxonomy places the organism in Eukaryota, Ciliophora, Spirotrichea, Sporadotrichida, Oxytrichidae.